AAUGAACGAUGAGAAAAGAAUAGUAGGAUGGAAUGAGUUAGCUGAUCAUUGUCUACGUACAUCACUUUGGGUUGUGAUAGAAGGAUAGGUGUUUGAUGUAACAACAUAUUUGGCAGAACAUCCAGGUGGUGAUGAUAUUCUUCUUAAAUAUGGUGGAUUGGAUGGUACUUAAAAAUUUCUAGAGGUGAAUCAUUCAAAUUAUGCUCGUUCCCUUAGAAAUGCUAGAUUAGUUGGAACACUUACUUCUGAUCCAUAACCAAGUGAUUACGUAAAACUUGUGAAAUCUAAAAAAUAAAAAGUAGAAAUCUGAUGAUCAACACUUAGACUAAUGUUAAUCCAAAUCGUUAAAUUACAUGGGAAGAAUUAGGAUAACAUAAUAAGAAGGAUGAUUUAUGGAUGGUUAUAGAAGGGAAAGUGUACGAUGUUACAGAUUUUUAAGAUGAUCAUCCAGGUGGUCCAGCAAUUUUAUUGGGAAAAGCAGGUGAUGAUGCAACUGCUGCAUUCCAUGAUGCAAAUCAUUCUCAAAGUGCUUAUAAGUAAUUAGAAAAAUUAUAAGUUGGUAUAAUAACAGGUAUAAAUAUGUAUAAUAAUUUAAUAGGUGUUAGACCAAAUGUAAGUGGUAGUGGUUCAAGUACAAAUGUUAUAUUUGUUAUUCUUAUGAUAUUGGCUAUUGGUGUAGGAAUAUUUAUGUUUACAAGAUGAU
Molecule: messenger RNA, 703 nt
Organism: Paramecium pentaurelia
Lineage: Eukaryota; Ciliophora; Oligohymenophorea; Peniculida; Parameciidae
Source: the annotation of a GenBank genome assembly